AUGUCUUAUUGGUUUAAAACUGUUCUUAAACCACAUGUUUUUAAUUGUAAAAAUCAAUCACAUUGCAAGUAUCGUUGCCAAUGUUGUGCACCCGCAUUUUCAAUUCAAUCACAUCAGCGAUGCUCCACUGUUUGUCCACCAUUAUUUGUUGAUAGUUUUAGUAAACGAUCAUUUCGUUCAGAAAAUUUUCGAUUAUUCUAUGAACGUGGUGAUCUUCCAUGUACUAUUCAUCAUACAACAAAAGGACAAUCUUUAAAGUGGUUUAUUGAUAAUUUAGAAACAUUAAAUAUUGAUUAUUAUUUGCCCAUCUUUACUGAUGGAUUAUGUGAAAUAAAAUAUCCAUAUAGUUUUAUUGCUUUACAAGGUAUUUUGGAUUUAAUUGAACAUGCUUCACAUAAGAUUGAUAUCGAAAGUCUUUCAAAAAUAAUUUUACCACUUAAACGUGCUCUAUAUACAAAUGAUCAAAUUGUUAUUAGCCGUGUUUUGAUUGUUCUUCAAAAAUUGGCUCGUGGUAAUGACGGUGCAAUAGGUGUUGCCUUAGUACCUUAUUUUAAUCAAAUUUUACCUAUGAUUAAUAUUAUAAAAGAGCGUAAUCAAGGAAAACUUCAUCAAAAAAAACCACAAUGUAAAAUAGUUGAUGACUAUGAAAAAGAUAUUCCCAAUGAACUUGUUCGUCUUAUUGACAAGACGUUGCUUAUACUCGAGCAAUACGGUGGACAAGAUGCUUUUAUUAAUAUCAAAUUUUCAAUACCGACUUAUGAACAACAAGCUGAUGUAAAAACAUUAUCUACUCCUCAAAUCAAUGCAAUGUUACAACCAUUUAUGGAGAGUUAA
This is a messenger RNA of Rotaria socialis, 834 nucleotides long. The record is from the annotation of a GenBank genome assembly. Lineage: Eukaryota; Metazoa; Rotifera; Eurotatoria; Philodinida; Philodinidae.